AUGGUUUUAAUCUAUGGAAAUGUUUCGACGGCAAAUUGGGCCAGUGCAAGCAAUGAGUCGCAGGAUAGUUGCAUAAGCAAAUUCUAUUAUCAGACAGCUUGCUUUCUGGCGUUCAUGAAUUCAAUUGAACAAUGUCUUUUGUUUAACUACAUUUCAACAGAAAACCUAAUUGUCGUCGAUAGCAAAAAGUCAAAAGGCCUGAUUGUUGCCAUCAAGGUGUUCACAUGGUCCGAUGGAUACACGACAGUAAAUGAUGUACUAAAUGAUUCUGAAACUUCAGCUUUAUCUGGGACCUGCUGCCAGGGCCAAUCCAGAGAGGAUUGCUUGAUAAUUUCGAGAAUCGGUGAACCCAAGGCAAUUAAUGAUGUCGAAUGUGAUUCCACCCAAUAUGGGUUCGUGUGUGGGUAUCAGUUAGCCUAG
Molecule: messenger RNA, 420 nt
Organism: Caenorhabditis briggsae
Lineage: Eukaryota; Metazoa; Nematoda; Chromadorea; Rhabditida; Rhabditidae
Exons: 3
Coding region: 1-420 (139 amino acids)
Source: RefSeq, a predicted model, not a curated record